AUGAAGGAGAAGAACACCAUGGUGACAAAGUGGUUCAUGAGGGUAAAGAACACCAUGAGGGCAAAGAACAUCAUGAAGGAAAGGAACACCAUGAUGCGAAAGAGCACCAUGAAGGCAAAGAACAUCAUGAAAGUAAAGUACACCAUAAAGGUGAAAAUCACCAUGGUAGCAAAGAACAUCAUGGAGAGAAAGAACACCAUGAAGAUAAAGAACAUCAUGAAGGCAAAGAACAUCACGAAGGCAAAGAACAUCAUGAAGGCAAAGAACAUCAUGAAGGCAAAGAACAUCAUGAAGGCAAAGAACAUCAUGAAGGCAAAGAUCAUCAUGAAGGUAAAGAACAUCAUGAAGGCAAAGAACAUCAUGAAAGCAAAGAGCAUCAUGAAGGCAAAGAGCAUCAUGAAGGCAAAGAGCAUCAUGAAGGCAAAGAGCAUCAUGAAAGUAAAGAGCAUCAUGAAAGUAAAGAGCAUCAUGAAGGCAAAGAUCAUCACGAGGUCACAAGCAAGGAACAUCACGAAAAAAAGGAACACCAUGAAGACAAAAGCAGAAAGCAUGAAACGGAACAUGCGAAAACGAAACGAUCGCCGGACGUACGUCACGGAAGAGAACGGGGUGAACAUGACGAAAGUGAGGAAAAGGAGGGCAGCAAAGAAGCGCACCAUACACAUCACCAUGUCAGACGUUCCACUAGUACAGUUCAUAAAGAUGUCCCAGAUGUUUCCUACCUCAUCGAGACCAAGGAGAAGAGAGCUCAUGGCGAUUGCCAAUGUAGAUGGCGUAGGCCUCAGUUACUGGGCUCCCCUGGCGGAGGCGGUCGCAGUUUUAUUGUUUGUUGAUUGCACCUCGUUUGGCACGGUGUGA
This is a messenger RNA of Soboliphyme baturini, 858 nucleotides long. Lineage: Eukaryota; Metazoa; Nematoda; Enoplea; Dioctophymatida; Soboliphymatidae. The record is from the annotation of a GenBank genome assembly.